AGUUGCUUUUAAUAUUCUGUUUCUUGAGGGAUCGGGUUGCAUCAUGUAAAUCUAGGUCCGGUUGAGUUCAUAGCACUGGUCCGGGCUCGCGUUGCUUAUUAAUCUUAAUUCAUAGGAAGGUCAUGGUUAUGAUUGUCAGUUCAUUUUAAAUCCUGUUCAGCUAAUCGUCGUCAUUUCAUAAUUAGCUGGAGCAUGUCUUCCACUUCAAAACACUACCAUUUCCUGACACUAUACCAAACCCAUGAUGCAGCGGAAGGAGCUAGGCCGGAUAAUAUAACCUUGGUUUCCACCGCUUCCAGACCUAUAUCUUCUCUGAUUAACCCGCAUGGUUCCAGAACGGACACCAGCACCUGAUAUAUAACGAUAACACCAUGUGUAUAUCCGGAAACAUUACUACAGCACUAAAAGGAUUAAGGGCGUUCAUCAGUCCCUAGGCCUACCAAAAAAAAGAAAGACCGUCAUUGACUUUUUUUAAUAUGUGACAUAUAAACCAGAAUGACAUGAACGAAGGAUAUUGGGUGACGCGAGCUUGGUGCUGCUCAGACGCACACGUAGAGGUUCUGCAUUCUUUAAAAGCCCGCAUUUUUCCUCGUCACCGAGCAUUUAUACGAACCACGCCACUUUCUUCAAAAUAUCAUGUAUCGAGUUACCCCCGACCUGCUUAUAGCUCUUGACCUGAUCGUGGUAUGUGUAUAUGAAAAUUACAUACAUUCGUAAUUUUAUUUUACGACAUUUACGACAUUGAUCGAUGGAGAAAGUGAUACUGAUCGGUGUUUGCGUUUGUCACUCUCUAACUUGCCUCCCGCGGAAGAUAUACCUCUCACAAUCACUGGAUUCGAUAUCAGUAGUGACUUAAUGCCAAGAAAAAUGUGCACGAGUUUUAUUUAUUGCUCGACAACACGUGUUUAUUAGAUGAACGGAGCAUGUAAAAUAAUAUACAUUGCGAACAUAAGCUGGGUACAUUUAUAUAUCAUCUGUGCAGUUUCCUGGAAUAGUAUAUCUCUGUGAAGGAGCCCGGUGAAAUUGGUUCAUAAACUGUUUGCAAACCUUGUCACAUUUGGAACUUCUUAAGCAGAACAGAAGAAGGGAUUUGUGUUGUGUGGAUAUUUAAAACAGGAUUAUUUGAUAGAUCUUGAAACGAUCAUGGAUAACGUGUCAGUAUCAACACCCGUCACUCACGGGACAAUCGAGGUGGUACACAACCUGAGCGCAAACGACAUCGUCUCCAUCGUCAUGUACGUGAUCAUUGGGACGUUCGGUAUCAUCGGAAACACACUUGUGAUGAUAGUCUUCGGAUUGCUAACACAGAAGAAAAGUCAGGUGAAUAUGUUCAUAUUCGACCAGGCUCUCAUUGACGGGUGCACCUCCGUGUUGCUCAUCCUGUUCGGAGUCGUCAACGUGUUCAGACCGAAAAUCAUGGCUUAUGAAAAGGAUAUCGAUGUCGGCAAUGGCACCAACACCUCCAGCAUUACGGGCCAUUUCCUCUACAUUUCUCCGUCGACGGCGGAAUUCUUGUGUCGAUUCUGGUGGUCGCGGUUCUUCCUCUUUGCAUGUUUUGCCAUCUCGACAUGGAACUUGACGGUGAUGUCGAUUGAACGGUACUUCGCAGUCCUUCAUCCGAUGACGUACUCCAGGAAUUUCAGCAAGCGGCGCGCCAUGAUCAUGAUGGGUUUGAUAUGGCUAAUCGCUCCCAUCAUGCAGUAUGUCCCAACGAUUUUCCAGUACACCUGUGGUCCCGGUUCCUGUGCCUUCCAGGAAUCUUGGUCCAAAGCUGCAGGAAUCGUCCUGGGAUUAGUCUUGUUUGUCUGGGAGUUUGUCCUUCCUGUCUGUAUCAUGGCUUUUGUCUACUACAAGAUCAUUACGGAGAUGAGGAAAAAGAAAAUGGCCUUGCAACAGAAGAAGAAGCUGGUAGAUCCACCAAGUGCAACAAGCACCCCUACCAGGAUGCCUAACAGAGGAGCCUCCAAGAUUGUGCAUCCCUCCAGUAAUAUUACCAUGACACUGUGCAUCCUCUUCGCCGUAUACACCUUCUGCUGGGCGCCCAACCAGAUCACAUUCUUGCAGUUCAACUUUGGAGGACCUCUGAACUUUACCGGUGCCUGGUAUCAUAUCACUGUGACCUUGGCGUUCUUGAACUGUUGCGUGAAUCCCUUCAUCUACGCUCUCAGGUUACAAAAGUUCAAGAAGGGUAUGAACAUGUUGAUGAAGGGAAAGUGGCAUCGGAGAACUCGGGAGAGCAGAGCGAAGAUGACCGAAUCGACUAGUUUCAAUGGCAUUGACUCGAAUACUGUGUGAAGUCUUAGUGAUAUAGAGGAAUGGACUCUCCGAAACAUGGCUUAUCAAAAGUUUGAUAUUUCUAAAUUUUCCAUGUGUGGCAAUUUCGUAUUAUUUUGGGACAGUUACUCUGUAAAGUCUGGUUGAUAUUAGAGAAAUCGGCUCUGCAAAACAUAAACUAUCAAGAAAUGUUUGGUGAUUCUUGUUUAAUAUGUUUUAUUAUCGCAUAUUGCGUGUACUUGGGCAUUACAAGGAUGAAGUCGUAUAGUAGAUAACCACAUUUUUCGAGUACAGUAAUAUUGUGGUUUAGGAAGAAUUGCAAAUAUGAAAGAAUUUCUCUGAUUGGAUCCUUGUCAGUGUUUUGGACAGAGUGUGCAUAAAACAAUGAUCUUGAUUGGUCAUGUUCAUUUACAAAUUGAUUACAAACCUUAUGUUAUGGAGCCCAGGACUUGAUUGCCAUCAAGACAUAUAUGAUGAAACUAAACGUAUCGGGAAGGACAAUUUUCUUUUUAAUCUUUCCCACACUUCUGUAAAUUUUAUCAAUGAUGUAUAUUGAAUUCAUCUGCAACCUUGGUGCUAUCAUGGCGUUGGUUCAGUUUAACCUUACCUGUCUCUUUUACCUAAAGCAACAAUAAUUUCAUGAAGUGUCUGUUGCCAUUACCUUAACCAAGUGCUGAUUAUUUUAAUUCUUCGGUGAAAACUGUCCAAAAAUUUCAAUUUUCAUUGAAAUGUAGACCGAUACAAUUAUAUUUGAUACGUUACAUUUGUCACGACCCAUCAAAACUAAGAAAUACAGUUCCUGUCAGUUAUGGGGGCGUUUCAUGAAAGGACUUGUCGGACAUUUUAUUCGACAAGUACCAGUUCAUCCGACAGUACUAUAGUAACAGUACCUCUCAGCCAAUCACAAUCAAGGAAAGAUGUCAGAUCUGACAACUUGUCGGAUGAAAAUAUUGAUCAAACGCUCCCCAGAACUCAAGUGAACAUUAGUUGAGUUUACCACACCUAUUCCCUCAAUAACAUCAUGCAAAGAAAGUACCACUACAGAUAUGGAAGCUUCAUGCAUUGUUGAAAGAAAAAGUCAUUAAGAAAAUGCCCAGUAAUUCCCCCCCCUUUUUUUGUCUGGUUUUGUUGUUGUUGUGUUUUGUUGCUUGUUUGUACUGUUAAUUCAUUAAAAUGAAUGUGUAAAAAUAUAUUGUACUAACAGCUAUCAUAUGUUAUUUUAUGAUUUGUUUCGUUUUAUCACAAGAGUUACAGUCUCACCGUCGGAACUGACUCCUGUCCGACCAAACAACCUAUUGCCUUAUUUUCAAUGACGUAUCAACGGUCGGUUUGGAAUCGACAUCGUUGGUGUGACUGAGGUACAAGCUACUAUUCACUUCCAAAGUUUAAGGCCUAUUGAUAGCGCGCUUUCGCACCGCCAUACAGGACGAGUUCAAGAACACAGUUUACGUAUUGAAAUAUUAGUAAAAUCACAAUGAACCACUAAGAGGUCUUUUUUGUAAACUGGUUAACCGGAAGAGCAGAUUUCCUAAGAUUUCGAAGCUGACGAAAAAUUGCAAAUCAGUCGUUCAUCCGGAGUCCAGGUCGAAAGUGAAGUUUGAUUCACCAAUUUGGGACAAAGACUCAUUCGGAACUCAUUGUCACGAAGGGCAUUUUACAAUAGGUUUUCUGUGUUCCUAAAAGCGCUCUGCAUCGUGGUGCAAAAACUCGCUAUUCACGGCUCAAAGUGAGUCGCACUUCUUUAUCUGAAUGCCUUGGCGGAAUUUCCGGGGUGACAUAUCUAUUGACAUUUCCCCUGACCUAACCAAACAGAAACCAUAUGCAAGUUCUGAGCAGAGGAUGUGUCACGGGUGGGUUUGGGCAUGGAUGACUGACCCCCCCCCCCCCCAUUUUUCAAGUCUUGAAAAUAUAUGAAAAAGAGGAGGGAUAAAAGAAAGGGAAAGAAAAUAGAAAGAAGAGCAUAUUAUAAGGAGAUUUUACCCGUAUUAUUCAACAUAGGAAAAAAAUCAUAACCUUCAGGACGUCUUGCCAAACCUCCCCCCCCCCCCAUCAUCCAAACACCCUGAUGCUGGUCCUCUGUGUAUGAGUUAUCAAUCAAGUUCUUGCUUUAUUGGUAUCACACUGAGAUUGUUAAUUUGAAUUUUAGCCCGGAUUUUUUUCUAUUGUUUAUACAAUUGUUUUCCUGGUUUUAAACUUAUUUUUUAUCUCAUUUUUUGUUCAUUGUCUAAGAAAAUAUACAUGUGCCUUGAUAACUGUGAUCAACCCCCGUUUAAUACGUUCAGGCCAAAGAUUCGCUCCGUCUUGGGAGGAAUAAGACUUUCUUUGAAUUUCUUAAUUUUUAAAAGGGGCAUACCUAAUACAGCAAAUAAAAAUAUCUUGCAAUGUCUGAUGAACAUGAGCUAUUAUGCACUUUCUGCACUAUUAAACUAUUCUUCAAAUCAUUAA
Lytechinus variegatus (green sea urchin) is the source of this 4719-nucleotide messenger RNA. Its product is annotated as galanin receptor type 1-like. Bases 1144 to 2295 code for a protein of 383 amino acids. Gene Ontology annotation, biological process: G protein-coupled receptor signaling pathway. Lineage: Eukaryota; Metazoa; Echinodermata; Echinoidea; Temnopleuroida; Toxopneustidae. Gene Ontology annotation, cellular component: membrane. The record is from RefSeq and is a predicted model, not a curated record. The transcript is spliced from 2 exons. Gene Ontology annotation, molecular function: G protein-coupled receptor activity.